CAAUGUUGUGUGAAAUUUUCAAGGUCGCCUCUCCUGAUCCCAAACAUGAGUAUUUAUGGAAAGUCCUUAUUUAUAACAGUGGCGAUGGGUUAGAGCAUCACCCAGAAUACCAUAUUGGUCCAAGGAAGCAAUAUUCACCAGUUGUCAUAUACGAGGGUCCUCCGUUUCUUAUCAAUGAAGCCUGGAUCGAGGCUGCAUUGAAUUUUGGUAAUCAUGAAAAGGUUAUCACAAACUUCUAUCCCAGACUUUUGGGCGCUUUUGAUCGGUCCAAUGCAACGUAUGAUGUUUUCAUUGAUCCCAAAAGAAAUGGAACAUGUGCUAUUUCCUCAUAUCGCGCAUAUUGUACCUUCAAACUCACUGAGAGCGUAUGCAAAAAGAUUUUUUUAGUUGCAUCGUUAAGCGGCCUGCAGCAUUUUGUAUCUGAACAAUCUUCUGAUUUUGUUUCACAAAAAUAUCGCAUAAAGUAUUCCCUUUCUCUCCCAUCUCAACCAAGCCACUCAAUUGAAGACAAAAACGGAGCCGAAAACUUUAUGUAUGAAAAAUUAACAUCCAAUCGCGAUAUAUUGAACGAAAUGGCAAAGUUUCAGUUUUUAAGGUGGAAUGUUGAUCUUGUUGAUACGAUGUUCAGAUAUCUAGUUGAAAUUGGAAAUGGCGUGUUUGAAAUGAAAGAGCAUGUGUUUUUCAGAGACCUAAAGCUAGCUUAUGAUCAAUUCCAAAUAGCAAGGAAGAAAAAUAUUUUCGACGCAGUUCCUACACACAUAGCAGAUAAUAGAGGCAUAAGGGCCUUUUUUUCCGGACCAGAUUGGAGCAUUUUCAAUCUUGGACCUUUAGACAAAUUAUCUGCCAAUGAGACGUUUUACUGCGAGCUUCCUAAUUUCGAGUAUCAAGAUGGUGGUUACGAUCGUCAAAAUUUCAGUGAAUUUUCAAGCUCAAUUUUGCAUUUUUUUGACCAACGAAAUCGCUUAUCAGCCUUGCUUUAUGGGCAAAGAGAUUCCUCUGAUUUCAUAUCUCGAUUCGCUGACAUUCCGGGUCAUGCCAAUGUUGAGAUUUUCAAAGCCUACAAAGAAAUAUACAUCACAUAUCUAAAGGACUCUCUGAAUAGCGAUGAAAAUAAAUUUAAGGUUAUCAAUGAUCGGAUUUUUGAAAAGUUAUCACCUUCUUUUUCAUAUUCCGAUGAAAUCGAUCUUCUAGAAAGGAUCCUCCCAAAAUCGAAGAAAUUUAUUUCGUUUCUUGAUGGAGAUAUAGAAAUUACGUCUAAAUUGGUCUCCAUAUUGUUUAAAGACAGCAAAGAUCUUCCGAAUCCAGAUGAGAUGGGACAAUUUUUCAAUGUAGAUAUGAUUAAAGAUCAGAUAGGCAGUGCUUCUGACUAUAAUUAUGAUCCAGAACAUUUUAAAAGGAGUUUAUAUAUCUUGACAGUAGUUUCGAACCCUAUUAGGAUUGAGAGUUCCAAUAAUACUGCGAUUCCAAAAAAUUUCUUACUUGAUGGACAUUAUUACAAUCUUUUAGAUCUGCUUUACAAAAUAUUGGAUAUUAAUUACAGUCCAUAUGUUUCCGGGGCAACUUUUCGCUUGUAUUUUGGUAUUCCCACUUAUUUUAUCAGCAGUCUCAAGGUAAAAACACAUGAUUACGAUAUUACUGAAGAAAUUGCAUCACUAUCUUCGAAAGAAAAAAGACCUUUAGGUUUGAUGGGUUUGGAUCCCAAAUUUUCGUCUGGUUUUUCUUUCUUGAAUUAUGACCAAAAAGAUGAUGCUUUCAUUUUAUCCGAAGCUGGAAUGAAAAUACUUUAUACUUUUCUCCUCAGACCAUCGACAUAUGAUAAUGAUCACACGAAAGAGGCUCUACCUCCAGUUAUCGAAUAUUUUUUAUCUCGCAGGGAUAAAAUACUUUCAGAAAUUUUUAUAAAUGGCGAUGACACGGAACUGUUUAGGCUUUUGGCAAAUUACCAGAUCAUCCUCAAUCGCUUGAUGUCGAUCCAAAAAACCGACCUUGACAUUGGCGAUCUUGAGCAUGUUUUUGUGGCCCAAUAUCAGCCGAUUUUCGCGUUUCUCAAGCUUAAUACGCUGAUAGUUGGGGAAAAGUUUUCUAACCUGACCAAUAGCCAUGCCCUCUAUUUGUCGGUGAUAUCGAAUUUUGAGCUCAUAAAGUCGUUUUUUUGCAAGGAAGAAAUUCAAUAUGUUCUUAGAAUCUAUUAUGACAAUUGGAGAUUUUCCUCUUCUAAAUCAAGAUGCGCAGCCCAGACAGAAAAGGGAAUCCAAAAUUUGGUGAAUGGACAUUUCCUGAUUGAUGGGGAAACUAGACAACUUUUACGACUUCCAUCGCAGAACCACAGUUUAUGGACGGCCAUGGGGAUCGAUUUGAAUCGUAAGUAUAAGCUGGAAUUUACGCUAUAUAAGCGCCGAGCUGAUGGUUCAAUAUUCUCCAUCCUCAAAUAUAACAGUAUGUAUUUCAUUCUGCACAAAAACGAUGCAUUUUUAGUAAAGAAUGGUCAAGUGGAAGCCAAGUACAUUCCUCAAGAUUUCAAGCUUUGUCAUUCACAUUUGGACCUUAAAAUUGCAUUCAACAGCAAAAUGGUAGGAUCAGAUCAUAAUAUCAUUGCAUUCAAAAGGUGCUUUGAAAGCUGGUGGAUGUGGCUGUGGAUGUGGCUGUGGAGUUGGUUGUGGAGUGAAGAAGUUUUUUUACUUUUUGAUAAAGAUGGAUUCCCGUAUGGAAAGAUUUAUGGCACAAAUACUCUGGUUUUGGAAAACUCAUCCAAGUUUGUGGGAAACUUAUCAAGCCCACUUCCUUGUUCUUUUCACAUAAAUUCGUUCUGUUCUUUCUCUUCGCAAUCGUUUUUUGAUGAUUUUUCGAAUCGUGAGCCGAUUUUUAACUUUGUAUUUUACUCGUACAUUUUCAUGCUAAAAAGUCAGGCUCAAUCUUUUUAUUUCUUCGACAGCUACAAUGGACCGGCAAAGGACUUUUAUGUUGUGAAAGAGGGAGGUGAACAGUAUUUCGCUGUUAUCAAGGGCGAGAAAUUCAAGAUCCACCCUCCUGCUGAAAUCAAAGAAAAUUUCCUCGUCUCCUCAAACUUGCCACUUCUAUUUGUGUCGAUUGGAAAGUCUUUUCAAAUUAUCAUUCCGGUGCCUCUGUCAAAGCCUGGAGAUUCAUACAACUUUACUUUUGUCAGUGCUACGUGUAAAGAUGAUCAUUUCAACAUUGAGGGCCAUGAUCGAGAAAUCAACCUUGCCAUCGCCUAUUGGCUUGUCUUUUUAAAAUACUAUGACCGGGCUAUGGAAUACGUUUCCUUGUACUCGAGUGUUUCUUUGCAACUCACUGAGCUUGAAUUGGUUAUUUUGCAAAAUAUCCUCGAAAUCAAAUACCGUGAUGUCGAAUAUCUUGUGAUAGAAGCCUGGGCAAACCAUUUCCUUGAUGAACAUGACAUCUUUUUUAAGGGCUUUUUGGAUGAAACCAAUAGGGUUGAAAAGAUUACCAAAAUUGCGAAUUUAAUUUCCGUUAUUCCAUUCAAGUAUAAAAGGGUUCUUUUCUCUUUUCUUCCUAACAUCAAUGAGCAUAAAUAUCUUUGGGCAUAUUCUAACAAGCUGAAAAUCGGUUCUAGUAUUGGAAAACCCGCAGAGUUUCGAUUAGAUAUCCCCAGCCUUAAAAAGGAUAUCCAAGAUGCUGAAUAUGAACUGUCUCAAAAUAGUUUUCUCAAAAUAGAGCUGACCGACUGGAAUAUAUUAAAAAAUAUUCACUUCCCGAGCUGUCUAUCUUUUCUAUACAAGCUAGCUGGAUCAUCCAACGAUUUAACUGAUUUUGUGGAUAAACUAAAUUCUCAUUAUGUAGAUUUUACACGAUUUUAUCUUGAAAUGGAGAACGAUAAGGACGGAUACAAAAUUAUUUCUUUAUUUUAUGUGAUUUUCAUGGUUUUCAACAAGCUCCCUGAUAAGGAAAACCUCGUAACUUUUUUUGCUAAAUUUAAAAAAAACACAUUUCCCUAUGAACUGUUGGACAUUUAUGACCGAUCUGUGAAAUUCAAGUCAUCUAUCCCUUAUGAGGGAUCGUUUAACAUCACAGAAAUACUCCCAUCGUCUCCUGCCGACUAUGAAAAUCUGCUAAACAUAACCAUGCAAAGGAAAGCUCUUUCAUCUGAUCUGUUCAAGGCAAAUGUGAGCUUUACAUUCUUUAGUGAUGCUGCUUCACUUGAAGAGAAAUUGAAAUCAAUAGUGUCCACUGAUGAGUUUCUUUACGGGUUUCCCCUGGGAGCCUUAAAAGACCCCAGGCUUCUUGCCCAAAUACUGCUGUGUGGGUCGGUUGAGGAACUGGGGGCUUUCUUCACAGUUAGUGCUGAAAAGGUCCCAAAGCUGCUUGAUCUUUUGUGGUCCCAUUUCAUCACAGUUUUUUAUUGUGAGUCUCCUCUUUUGAAAAAGAAUACUUUUUGCAAGGCUUGGAUCGAGAAAAAACAUUCUUUUCCUCAACAAGCAGAAGAAAUUCCUGGUCAAAAAUUACUUGUCACUAUGCAGGACAAGGUUUUCAUUCUCAUCGAGUUUUUCGCAAAAUAUCCUUUGCGUGAACAGCAGAGAACUAUUAUGUCGACCAUUUUACACAAAAUUGUAGAUGAAGAAUCGUAUGCUGUGGAGCAGGAAAUUGAUGGCGCAAGUACGAUGCGUUUCGGUCCUGCUAUCGCAAUCAUGGCAAGAUCGGUGCUGAGAAAACUGCCGAUAUUUAUCUUUUCCAAUUCCAUCCUCGACCAAAACAUUUUGCAACUGCGGCAGUGGCUUUUUGACUUUUUUGGGAAAAGCGUUUUCGAAUUCAAAACAGAACGGUCGGAUUAUGGAUACAGUGAGCCGUAUCUUCGCUAUCUGUACUAUCAGCUUACAAUGGCCCAUGAUCGCGGCGAUGUGUUCGUGUCUUCGAUGAACAGCAUCCAAUGCCUGCUGAAUGCUAAAAAAGAACUGUUUUCGCAAAACACAGAUGAGUCAAAAGAAACUCUUGCUUGGGUUCUGAGGAUCUUGCACUUCAUUGAGCACUAUUCGAUGGUUGUUUUCGACGAAGUCGAUGCUUCAGCUCUGUACAGCUUUGACACAAACGAGCCUGCUGAAAAGGACUGGAAUCUCAUUGAUGUGCUUAUUGAGUGCUUCCUGUCUUUGAAAGACAAAAAGAUAUUCCGAUCGCAAACUGGAGAAGAGAUCACCAUUUUUGAGAUCAAAGAGCCUCUUACGCCAUCUACUACUGAGUCCUUCAAAAAUACAUUGAACAAGGCACUGGAGAAGAUGUUGAGAAAGACAAGCAAAGAAAUCCGCGCGUUGAUUAUUGAUCAGCUUUUUGUUAGUUGCUGGGAAAAGGUGCGCAAUGUGGGGUAUGGAGCAUCCAUGAAAUCCUCGGUUCCAUAUCCGAUCCCAUAUUCGAUGGCAAAUACACCAAGGGAGGGCAGCAGCUUUGGAAACCAGCUGUUCAUGAUUGCCAUUUCGCUCAAGUUUUAUCUUGAAAACGAGAUGAAAGAUCUCAGUGAGCCUCCUUUAUUCUUCACAAAGGCGAAUAUCUAUUCCACUCUGAAGAUUCUUGAUUAUGACCCAGUAAAAUUAAUGCAGAGGACACCGAAACUAUCUCAUUUGCAGCUCUUCAACCAUUUAAGGGACAAGAUAUACGAGACCAAUCAAACUUUCGAUAAAUUUUUGAGAAAUGUAGUAAUCAAAAACAUAAAGACAUCGCGUGAUCUUCUGGCAUCAUCUGCCCAAGAAGCUUUAUUAUAUUUCAGCCAGUUCAUUGAAUUCAGAAAGCAUCCCUCCUGCAAUCUGGAAAUGCUUAAAUUUAUCUCGAAUCUUGAAAUUUAUGACAAACGCUCUUUUGUAAGGGGGAGCCAAAGCCUUAAAUCGGUCGCCUUUCCUGCUCAAAAUUGCUACACGAAAGAUGAUCAUUCCGAAAUUGACUAUUAUGCUAUGCUUACUAAGAAGAGCCUUGGCAUUUGUAUGCCCAAGGAUCAUGAAUUUAAAGCUUUUAUGGAUUUUAUUUUUAAAUUAAACACAACAGCACUGUUGGAUGUCGGCGCUGUUUUGAAGGAUUAUUGCAACUCCAAGGUGGCGAAAAAGAUCUUGGACUCAAAGAAAUACCGGUGCGUGGUCUAUUACGAUGAAAAACAAAAUGUGAUCGUUUAUCAAAUGGACACUGGCCGAGUUGGGAGGGACUUGCCUGUGGAGGGCCAAUUUUCGUUCCUUGAAACCAGGUACGGUUUGAAAAACAAAGAUAUUUUCUUGUAUCUUGACCAGGCGCAUUGCUUUGAAACCAAUGUCGAUGUCAACAAUCCAUCUGCAAUUUGCGUGGUUACUUUUUCGACGCUUGUUUCUGCCAAAUACUUUCAUCAAGCGCUCUUGACAGCCCGAGAGCUGUUGAAUGGAAUUUCGCAUAUGGAUCCGCUUAGUCAUGCAGAAGAUCCACGUCACCAGAUUAAGAUCUUUGUUUCUUCAAUUCUGAGAUAUGACAAAGCUAUGCAUUCAACACUGAGUGAGGAGGAAAGGGAAACGCUCUCAUCGAAAGCCGAUCUUUUUCCAAAAGAUAUGCCGGCUGAUAAAAAGGCUGCGUUGCAAACAAUUUUUACUUCUGCGCAUUUGAACCAGUUGACGAGGGAUCGUAGAGAGCGAGAUCUUUUGCCGUGGCAAGUAUUCUUUGCCAAGCUUUUGAAGAGCUUUUGGUCACCCGCCUAUUCUGCAGGCAGUAAAAUCCCCAACUGGAACACGAUUCUCAAUCUAAACGAUACAAAGUCAAUUGAUCAGCUUAAAAAGAUUCUUUUUUCUCAAACUGGUAUUUCAAAGUCUAAAAUUUUAAAACUUUUUGAAGCUAACGAGAUAUUGAAGAAAUUUUCCCCGAAUUUGGACAUAUCUUCCAUUCCUGAGGUUGAAUAUUCUUGUGCAUUGGAUGUAGAGGCUGUUUUGAAAGAUUCACAGGAGAUUCAUGCAAAUGUGAAAGAUGCUAAUGUAGCCCCUGCAAAGCCUUUAUCUUUUUCAAGAUCAGCUCCUGAAAUUCCCGAUUUAAGUCUCGGAUUUAUCAAUUACCUUGAGAAUAUUGAUUCUGUUUCCAUAAAAAGUGAUGUCACCUCUUUAAGGCAUUUUUAUAAUGUGCAUUUCUUUAUAGUUCAAAAUUUAAUUUGUAUUUACAAUCGAUUAGUAAAUUUAGUGCCAGAGUGGGUGUUUCAGUAUUUGUUACUUAUGUCUUUUGGAGCCGACACUAACCCUAUUAUUCGUAAUAUUGGGAUUAUGGCUGGGUUAUUUCACAAAAAGUUCAGCAUAAAAGUACGUAGAGAUGAUAUCUUUCGCUCUUCUUUUACAGCUUUCAAAAGAAUAUUGAGUAUUCCAAAAGAACAUAGUGCUUUAUUACAUAUACAUAGUUUUGAGGUCGAAUUUCUUAAUGAAGAGGGAGUAGAUGCUGGGGGAUUGUCUAGGGAAUGGGCCACUUUGAUGGCGGCCCAACUUCAAGUUUCCGAACUUUCGAUUUUCAAUUCUUAUAAAGAGGGCUUUUAUUUCAGAAGAGAUGGGAAGAAUAAAGAAUAUGCUAAAUUCUGUGGAGCGUUUCUGGGAUUGGCAAUUUCUAAAGAAUUGACGCUUGAUUGCAGGUUUAGUGACCUUUUUUACCGUAUUUUGACAAGCGAUCCAAAAAAUAUUCCGCUUUUAUUCAAAGAUAUGGAAUUAAUUGACACUGAUUUGCAUAGGGGUUUCUCCAACUCAGAUUCUAAUCUUUUGAACGACCUUGAGAACUUCUAUAAAGAUGGCGACGAUAAAAAAAAAUUAGAUUUUUUCAAAGCUUGCAAGCGAUAUUUGAUAGUUUCUCCUGAUGAGAAAAUAGGAGCCCAUCUUCCUCGAGACAAAGAUGGAGAAACAUUUACAUCUAUUGUGCUAACAGAUGAUGAUUUGAAUAGUCUCAGAGACGAACUGACACACGAAAUAUACUAUUCUGCACUCAAAGAUACUAUUGAGCGGUUCCUCGACGGAGUGCAUAUUUUUAUUCCACCAGAGGAACUUCAAUUAUUUAGCAUUGAGGGUUUACGAAAAAAAGUUGAAGGGGAGUUUUCAGAAAUCAACGAUAAAGCGUUUGAAAAAUGGAAAGCCAUUACUGUUUGGAAAUAUCUCACGAACGGAAAAACUGGAAUAGAAGAAGAAACUUGGAAAAAUGGGUUGAAGAUACAAAAGGAUUGGUUUUGGGAAAUAAUUCAAAAAUUUUCAGAAAAGGAAAAAAGAGACCUCCUUCAAUUUUGGACCGGCUCUCGAAACAUUCCAAAAACCCUUGAAGUUAAUCACGGAGGCACAGUAAACUAUUUUCCAAGUUCUUCUACCUGUCUUUUAAGUCUAAACCUCCCCUAUUAUAAAGAUGAGAAGGUUGCAGUGGAUGGUAUUGAGACCAUAAAGGGAGCUAAGGAAAUUAUGAAGGAAAAGAUACUUGAAGCCCUGAAGCUUAGAUCUGGGUUUCAAUUUGUAUGA
This is a messenger RNA of Mitosporidium daphniae, 8441 nucleotides long. RefSeq lists its product as uncharacterized. Gene Ontology annotation, molecular function: ubiquitin-protein transferase activity. NCBI's taxonomy places the organism in Eukaryota, Fungi, Microsporidia. The annotation marks the transcript as partial. The transcript has 3 exons. The record is from RefSeq and is a predicted model, not a curated record.